Messenger RNA from Opisthorchis viverrini, 456 nucleotides. RefSeq lists its product as hypothetical. The transcript has 2 exons. The coding region runs from base 1 to 456 and encodes 151 amino acids. The record is from RefSeq and is a predicted model, not a curated record. Lineage: Eukaryota; Metazoa; Platyhelminthes; Trematoda; Opisthorchiida; Opisthorchiidae.
AUGACGUCGUUUACCCUUACUGUUGUAUCCAUAAUCUUCUUCUCGGAACUCAAGCUAGCGUUGGAUACAUCAUUUUCCGGACAAAGUGGAACACUUAAACUGACAUUUGGGAUAUCCGUUUUGCAUAUGAUCAAACGAGACAUUAAGGCCGAGACUGUGGCUGUCAUCUGCAUACCAACGCGCGGAGAAAACACAGACACGGCGAGUUGCGCACGGAUAUACAAGGUUGGUAAUUCCGGACGGAUGGGAACAAGUGUACAAUGUGAGACACCGGGAUUCUCAUCCGAAGUCAACAGACGUAAGGUUUCUUUUUCAAACUUUACCAGAAGUGCGUUCAAAUCGGGAACAAACCGGUUUACAUAUGAGGCGACGUGCUGCAUUACGGCUCCGACGGCGGUCGAAGAUGUUGGACGACAAACCGGAAUGACAAAGUCGCAGCAUUUCAAGGCCCGAUAA